Cladophialophora carrionii CBS 160.54 is the source of this 1830-nucleotide messenger RNA. RefSeq lists its product as uncharacterized. Gene Ontology annotation, biological process: regulation of DNA-templated transcription. The record is from RefSeq and is a predicted model, not a curated record. Lineage: Eukaryota; Fungi; Ascomycota; Eurotiomycetes; Chaetothyriales; Herpotrichiellaceae. Bases 1 to 1830 code for a protein of 609 amino acids. Gene Ontology annotation, molecular function: DNA-binding transcription factor activity, RNA polymerase II-specific; transcription cis-regulatory region binding. Gene Ontology annotation, cellular component: nucleus. The transcript is spliced from 4 exons.
AUGAAGGCGGCGAUUCCUGCCAUAGGUACGCAAGGGAGCACCAGGCUCGAUAUUUCGAAAUGUGCUUUGGCUGAUCACCGUGCCACCCUGCCCCGAGCAGAUGUGCAAGGCUGGGCAAAGACUGUCAGAUACCCGAAGUCAGGCAGAGAAAGCGAAAAGCGCGGCGUACGGUGUCUGCGCCCCAUAUCUCCGGCGCCACCCACUGACCUUGUGAUAGUACGCGGCCGCGUUGAACAGCUGGAGAGCAGCUACUCCGAGAUACUGUCUCUGCUCAAACAGAAGCCGCAGCCCGAAGCCAAUGUAGCGACAUCGGUGUCGACCUCCACGCCGUCACAUACCGAUGCGUCCCGGGUCUCGCAGGCCACGGGCUUGACGUCUCCGCUGCGCUUCGAAUCGACACACUCGGAUGCUUCGAAUAGCUAUUUGCUCGAGAUCCCUCUCGAGGAGUGUGAGGUUCUGCUCAAUGACUACCGGCGCAUGUCAGCCAACCAUUUUCCUUAUGUCAUGAUUCCCGAGGCCUGUCCUGUUGCUACUUUGGUCGAAGAGCGACCCAUGCUGGCACAGGCAGUCUUCGUUGCGACCACAUGGCGCUUCCCAGAGCGGCAGCGCGCACUGCAGGACAAAUUCCUACAUCACUUCAACCACAGGUACUUCGUCAAGUCGGAGAAAUCGUUGGAUCUGUUGCAGGCACUAAUUGUAUAUUUCGCCUGGUGCCAUUGGUAUACCGUCCCCGUCGCAACUCAGGUCUACAGGCUAGGCUCCCUUGUGGUUUCACUGGCCGUGGAACUCGGAAUCAACCAGAAGCCGACGAGCGUCACCCAGCAUGAGAUCAUCGUUGGCCCCGGUUCAGCGCUCGAGCAGGGCAGUGAGGCCAUGUCAUCGAAGUUCUGGGGGUUUGAGGCUCGAAGGGCGUAUCUGGGCGCGUUUACGGUUUCCACAUAUGGCCUGUUAUUGUUUAGAAGACCAUCCAUGUUGCCGUACAGUCAGUAUCUCGAAGACUGCGCAUCUUCCCUGGUCACAGACCCACAAUACUCCACGGACCCGACUCUGAUUCACAUGGUCCGGUCUAUGCGCGUCGCCGAGGAGACUACCCAUACUUUCGAUCACGGCUCGAAGGAGAAGAUUGGCGAGCUGAGCGACGAUAAGAUCCAGAUAUUGGUUGGAGCCUUGUCCAAGCAGACGGAGGAGUGGAGGACAUCUCUCCCCCCAGGUGCUUUCAGAAAUGGUUGGCUCCAGCGCGCUUACUACAGCAGCAGAGGCUAUAUCCACGAGGUUGGCCUAUACGGCCUUCUCCACGGUCAAGCACCCUCCGUGACCCGCCUGUCGAUCCUGUACGACUGUUUCAACGCCACCGUGAAGUACCUCUCUUGCGUGCUGGAGAACGGCCUAGACGACAUGGUCGACUGGACCUCACUGGAAUGGCGGGCACUCAACUUCGGCAUCAUGCUGUCGACCAAGUCGUCUAUUAUUCUGGACUCGGCGUACGUCAGCAUGGAAGCAUCCCAGCGUGCUGCUUGGCUGGGCAAGUGCCUCGACACGUUAUGUCUACGAGCCCAAGAACUGCAUCGUAUGAAGGGAGAGAAAUGCAGUUAUUUCCUCAAGCUGGCCCAUGAGUGGGCGAACAUCAAGAUGUAUCACCAGAACACUAUUCAGAGAGCCCUGUCGGCGACCACAGCACAGCAGCAAUCGCACUUAUCGGCGCAGACGCAACAACAAACCGCCGGCGUGUCGUUCAUGGACAACGCCUUUGAUGUGGACCCCUUCAAUGAACUGUUCUGGGCCGGCUUCGGAGACUCUGAGCCAGGCAUGACAGGGAUGUACCCGAUGUGA